UCCGCGUGACGUCAGCGGCAGCCGCGGAAGAUGGCGGUGGAGCGUCGCGGCGCGCCCCGGCCCUCCCGCGCUCGGCCGGGCGGCGCGGAGCCUUCGCCCCGCGGGCGCUCCCGCAGCGGUGCGGGCGGGCGGCUCUGAGCGCGGGGCGCGGCGGGCGGACCCGCUCCCCGCGCCGCCAUGAGCUGCUCGGCGGACGCCGUGAAGGAGAAGCUGCUGUGGAACGUGAAGAAGGAGGUAAAGCAGAUCAUGGAAGAAGCUGUCACCCGGAAAUUUGUACAUGAAGACAGCAGUCACAUCAUCGCCUUAUGUGGUGUUGUGGAAGCGUGUCUGCUGCACAUGCUGAAGCGCAGGGCUGCCGGCUUCCUGCGGACUGACAAGGUGGCUGCGCUGUUCACCAAAGUUGGCAAGACAUAUGCAGUAGCUGGAGAUAUAUGCAAGAAAGUGCAGGAACUGCAGCAGCAGGUAGAAGGCAGGAAAAAUCAGCCCAAUGGACAGGAGCCCCUCAAGAGGCAGGGAUCUACCACAAGCAAAACACCUGUCCUGACACCUCAGGCCAUCAAACACAUAUGGGUUCGGACAGCAUUGAUUGAGAAAGUGCUCGACAAGAUUGUGCAGUAUAUUGUUGAUAACUGCAGUAAAUAUUAUGAAAAAGAAGCUUUACUGGCAGAUCCUGUUUGCGGCCCAAUACUAGCUUCUCUCCUAGUUGGACCAUGUGCUCUGGAGUACACCAAGCUAAAAACAGCUGAUCACUACUGGACAGACCCUUCAGCUGAUGAGCUUGUUCAGCGACACCGGAUUCAUGGAGUACACGGCCGCCAAGACUCUCCUUCGAAGCGCCCAGCCCUGGGAAUCCGGAAACGCCAUUCAAGUGGGAGCACGUCAGAAGAUCGCUUUGCUGCUUCUGCAAGAGAGUAUGUGGAGUCUUUGCACCAGAAUUCCCGAACACACCUCUUGUAUGGGAAAAACAAUGUCUUAGUCCAGCCGAAAGACGACUUGGAGGCAAUUCCUGGGUAUCUCUCCCUUCAUCAGUCAGCAGAUAGUUUGACUUUAAAAUGGACUCCAAAUCAGCUGAUGAAUGGAACCCUUGGAGAUUCAGAGCUGGAGAAAAGUGUUUACUGGGACUACGCAUUAAUAGUGCCACUCAGCCAGAUCGUCUGCAUUCACUGCCAUCAGCAACCAGAAAACAGAUGGACACUAGUUUUGGUGAGUCAGGAUGGAACUCAGAGACCCCCGCUGCACUUCCCCCAAGGAGGUCACCUCCUCGCAUUUCUCUCCUGUCUGGAAAAUGGUCUUCUGCCUCGUGGUCAGCUGGAACCACCGCUUUGGUCCCAGCAGGGCAAGGGUAAGGUAUUUCCAAAGCUUCGAAAACGGAACAGCAACAAAUCAGUGGACCUAGAGGAAUUGCCAGCUGAAGACACUUCUACAGACUAUGUGUUCAGAAUUAUCUAUCCAGGACACAAGCAUGAUAACAUAACUAUUAACUACCACCACUUAGCUGCCAGCCGCUCUGCAUCUGUUGACGAUGAUGAGGAGGAGGAAGAUAAGCUACACGCAAUGCUAUCAAUGAUCUGCUCUCGGAACCUCACAGCUCCUAAUAGGAUGAAAGACACCAGCGAAAUGAUAGAGAUGCAGGGCUUUGGGGCAAACUUGCUCUCAUGGCAGCUGGAGCACUGCAGCCAAGGUUCGUCGUGUGUCUCCUGUUCAACGGGCAGCUCUCCCUACGAUAUACCCAGCUGUUGCAACUGCAUCCAUGAUAGAACUCCAUUAAAGAUGUUGUGUGAAAGCAUGAAGAGGCAAAUAGUUUCCAGAGCCUUUUAUGGAUGGCUUGCCUACUGCCGCCAUUUGUCAACAGUGCGAACACAUCUGUCCGCGCUCGUGAACCACACUAUUAUCCCACCUGACAAACCAUCCAGUGCUGCAGGAGGCCUGACUAAAGAGGUUUGGAGCAAGUAUCAGAAGGACAAGAAGAAUUACAAGGAACUGGAAUUACUAAGAAGAGUUUACUACGGUGGGGUACAGCAUGAGAUUCGAAAGGAAGUAUGGCCAUUCUUGUUAGGUCACUAUAAAUUCGGCAUGGCCAAAAAGGAAAUGGACCAGGUGGAUGAAGACAUUGCUCUCCGGUAUCAGAAGGUCAUGGCUGAGUGGAAAGCCUGUGAGGUCAUUGUGAAGCAGCGAGAGAAAGAAUUGCAUUCUGCCACGCUGGCAAAGUUUUCGUCGGGUAGCAGCAUUGACAGCCACGUCCAGCGACUGAUUCACAGGGACUCCACCAUCAGCAAUGAUGUCUUUAUAUCCGUAGAUGAAACGGACUCAGCAGAGCGGGACUCAAAGGGUCAGGAUGACCCCGCUUUCACCGUGGUGUCUGGCGACACGCCAGCAGCAGUAGCUGCCGUAGAGCAACAGUCUGUGGAGUUUGACUCCCCCGACUCUGGGCUGCCAUCCUCAAGGAACUACUCUGUGGCCUCAGGCAUCCUGUCCAGUAUCGAUGAUGGGCAGAGUGUCUCCUUUGAAGAUGGGGCUGAAGAAGACGCUAGCACUGACUUGGAGAGGACUGAUCCAGACAUACCACGUAUGCAGAAAGCCAAGUCAGUUGCACUGCAGUCUCAGGAUUCUGUAUCAGAAGAGCAGCUGUGUUCCCAGGUGGAUUAUUUAAUGGAUGUUGCGUCUGUCUGCGCUGCAUCCUACACAAUAGAGUUGUUGGACACUGUUGCCUUAAAUUUGCACAGAAUUGAUAAAGAUGUCCAGAGAUGUGAUCGGAAUUACUGGUAUUUUACUGCUGAUAACCUAGAGAAACUCCGAAAUGUCAUGUGCAGUUAUGUCUGGGAGCACCUAGAAGUUGGUUACGUUCAAGGCAUGUGUGACCUCCUGGCUCCUUUGAUGGUUAUACUUGACAAUGAUCAACUGGCUUACAGCUGCUUCAGCCACCUGAUGAAGAGGAUGAGCCAGAACUUCCCUAAUGGAGGUGCUAUGGACACACACUUUGCCAACAUGCGGUCCCUAAUCCAAAUUCUAGACUCGGAGCUUUUUGAAUUGAUGCACCAAAAUGGAGAUUACACUCACUUUUACUUCUGCUAUCGCUGGUUCCUGCUUGACUUUAAAAGAGAAUUGUUGUACGAGGAUGUAUUUACAGUGUGGGAAGUUAUUUGGGCAGCAAAGCACAUCUCUUCAGAACAUUUUGUCCUUUUCAUUGCCUUAGCACUUGUGGAAGUUUAUCGAGAGAUUAUCCGUGAUAACAACAUGGACUUCACUGAUAUCAUCAAGUUUUUUAAUGAAAUGGCAGAGCAUCACAAUGCUGAGGAAAUUCUGAGGAUAGCAAGAGACCUUGUCUACAAAGUGCAGACACUGAUUGAAAAUAAGUGAUAAUGAACAGACUGUCACCGUGGGCCUCGUUGGGAGCUAUCGGAUGGAGCCUUUCUUGCACUGUAACUUCAAAAUGGUGUUUUAAUUGCAUCUUCCAUGUAAUGUAAUAAAUAUCUAAGAGAUUUGUAACAGACUUUUAAAAACAGAACUUUUCCUUCACCAGAUAAGGUUUGUGUUUGAUAGUCCUUGUUACGCUCACUUUGUAUUUCUAGACAAAAUCUUUUUGCAUUCUCUUAUUCCCCUCUCUAGAAGACCGUCUAUCUACAUAUUUGAGAUAUUAAAAAGGGGGGAUUUGACAUACUAGAACAUUUAUAUUUUGACUUACCGCACCUUUAAAGCCUGGAUGCACGUUGUGUGCUCUGCCAGAACCUUCCGUGGAGGUAAGGCCGGAUCCAGCACUCCCUCAAGUGUUGCAAGCAUUGAACUGGGUCCUUGGAGGAGCACGUUCAUGGAGUCAGUGUCUAGGCCUCGAACACGGAAGAGAAUGUGUCUGAGCUGCUCUUGCUUAAACAUUUGGAUUUGUAUUUAGCAGAGUAUUUAGCAGUAAUUAAAGUAAAUAAGGUCACCAGCUGGGAGAAUGGCCUUAAAAUAAAUAACAUGGUUAAUAUGAGCAGUGGAGAUCUGGCAACAUUAGCUAAAAACAUCAGUUAGCCUUUGCUGACUAGCUCAUGCUGUUGAGGCUUCAUGGCCUACACAUGCCUGCCUUUUACUUUGCAAACUUACUCGGCAAAUAUUCCCAGAUGACAAGAUCUGCCUAAUGUAGUUCAGGUUAACACAAGUUUAGCCCACAGAAACAGCUUCCCUGCUCGCGUUAGCAGCUCCCACGCUCUUUGCGUCUGCAGAGUGCCAUAAAGUUCAGAUCCUACGUUACAGAGCAGACACAGCAGAGCCUCGCCUCCUCCAAAUUACUCACCGCACACUACUAGCCUCCUCUUCCCCGCUCUGCAGAGCUUUCUGGGAGGACUUUCCUUGGUACCCUGCGAGCACAGACCAGGCGCUCGCCUACUCAGGCAGGUAUCGGCACUUGCCAGAUGAAGCAGCUGAAAUUGUUGCGCGGGAUCCGAUCCACUUUGCUGCAGCACCGUGCUGGUUUGUAGAGCCGUCCGUGCGCCCCGUGGAAGUUCUGUGCCACUUCUUUCCCUGCUUGGCCGCAUGCUUUAAGUAGCAGCAUACGUUUCACCCCAUCCUGCGUAGAGAGCAGAGGUGACUGACAGUUAGCUGGGCUUCUGCCCUGGAGCGGCAGACGGGUCUGUUACUGUCAGAGCACUUCAUCGCGCUGUAUAAAAUUAUCACAUGUUUCUAAGUAAAAGUGUAGCUCUGUGUCAGCGAGAGAGAGGGAGGGAGCACGCAGGUUUUUGCUAAUGGGGUUAGCUGCAGGUUUUGUGGACGCUUGUGACCUGUGCUCCUUGAAAACUGAGACUUAGUUUAAGCACUUCAAGUAUUCCAAAGUAUUCCAGCCUUUGCCAUUAGAGCUGCUGUGAUUUGAAAAAACAAAAACCUUACUUUGAAUCUGAACUUUUGUGUUUCUGCCUUUUUUUUUGUUUUUAAUCCUUCAGAGCAGACAGGGUUACACAGCUGUGUUUCCCUUGAACCUUGUAGAGAAAAUAACUCUGUGUGGUUUUAAGACUCACAGAACGGUUUGGGUUGGAAGGGACCUUUAAAGCUCAUCCAUCCCAGCCCCCUGCCAUGGACAGGGACAUCUUCAACUAGAUCAGGUUGCUCAGAGAAGUUUACAUGAAUUAUAUCAGCUCACAUGAGCUUUUAAAAUCAGAAUUUAGCAAAAAGGAGUGUAGGGAGUAAAAUCAUUCUGUUUGAAGACUCAGGUACUGAUAGGAGGUAUUUGCUCUAGUAACUCCAGUCUUGUUAUUACCCAGGCAGUGGGCACUCUUGCUCUUAGCACUAGGCGAGUGCUGCCUUGGGGUCCUCACGAGCCUGAGCAUUGCUUUACAAGAAAAAGGUAGAUAUGGUUCUAGAAAGACCAUGCUUAGAGCUUGCUUUAUUAUUGCAGUAAACUAAAAAUGGGAAAUAGUAGUCUGAAAAGGGAAAAAAAAUGGGCACAAAGUUCUUAGCUCAAUAGCCAAAGCCCUCCCUUAAACUGUUCUCUAAAAAUUUGAGGGGAGGGUGAAAAACAAAAAAAAAAGCCCAACCCAAACCAAAAGUCCCCCGUCGCUGGUGUAGCCAGAGGCCUUCAGGGACGAGCCUGUUGUUCUCUGGGCUCACGAGCAUCACUGUCACAGAACAGAAGUGAGAACAGAUGAGCCCACUCAGUUCUGAGAAAGGUGCUGCGGAGGAGGCUGUUGGGAAGGAAACCCCCUUUCUGCGCAUACCAGGGCUAAAAUAACAGCAGUGGGAGUCACAGAAGGAAAAAGUUAUGAUCAGCUUUACUGCCCGCCCCCGCGCGCCCGAGCGUUCGGGUGUGCUCGGGACCAGGAGCCAAGACGCUGUACUGCAGGCGCGCUCGCAGGCUGAGCUCAUCAUUAUUUAUAGCUGUGUGUCCAACUGUUUUAUAGGCCAGUGCAUGGUUGCUGAAAGGUCUCGAAAGCGCUUCAGUUUGUGUGGCUGUUCACUUGAAAAGUGAAAUACUAUUUUUAAAAAAAUUGAUUGAAAAAUUGAAAAGAGUGAGAAAACCCUCCAACUCACAGAGCCUGCGGAAGUGAUGUUAAAAAAACACAAACACCAAAACUGCACUAUUUUUCUUUGGUAUGUUGGGAAUGUACUAUACAACUUUAAAAAAAAAAAACAAAAAAGCUCUGCGAACUUCACUGUAUUUGUUAUAACAUUCUGUCUAAUUGUAUUUUAUGAAUAUUGUGUAUUGACUUAUUUAUUUUUGUUGGGAGCAGACUGUUCUCUUUAUUGCUCAAUUAUUUAUGUUUCAAUGUAAUAUAUGAAUAAAUACUUAUCGUCAAGGCA
Molecule: messenger RNA, 6267 nt
Organism: Phalacrocorax carbo (great cormorant)
Lineage: Eukaryota; Metazoa; Chordata; Aves; Suliformes; Phalacrocoracidae
Source: RefSeq, a predicted model, not a curated record